Messenger RNA from Brenthis ino (lesser marbled fritillary), 1542 nucleotides. The record is from the annotation of a GenBank genome assembly. Lineage: Eukaryota; Metazoa; Arthropoda; Insecta; Lepidoptera; Nymphalidae.
AUGGGUAAAAUACUCACAUACAUACGUCUUUUUCUGGACAACGUGCUAGAUUUUAUCUUCGGAUUAUUUUGGGGGUGCAGUAAGGUGGCCAUUCCAGAUGUGGAAAAAAAGCAUUCAUUUCUAUCUGAAAGCGCUACUAGCUUAGCAAGAAAAAUUAAACAGAAGGAGUUAAAAUCUGAAGAAUUGAUACAGGCGGUCAUUGACAGAAUCAAGCUGGUGAAUCCUCAUUUAAAUGCGAUUACAGAGGAUCGAUUUGAAGAGGCUUUGAAAGAAGCGAGAGAAAUUGAUAGACAACUAGCUUUUGGACCCUCCGAGGAAAUGUUGAAGAAGCCAUUUUUAGGAGUACCUUUCACUACAAAAGAAUGCCAGGCGAUGAAAGGUAUGCCGUUGACAAUGGGAAUCUGGUGUCGCCGUGACGAGAGGGCUACAGAAGAUAGCGAAGGAGUGGAGCUGUUGAGGGCCGCUGGAGCUAUUCCCGUUGCCUGUACUAAUCUGCCAGAGUUGCUUAUUUGGCAAGAAACUCGCAACCCUGUGUACGGUAUGACAAACAACCCGCAUCACACUGGAAGAUCUCCUGGUGGGUCAAGUGGCGCUGAGGCCGCCUUGAUGGCAAGCUACGCUUCAUGCAUAAGCUUGUGUUCAGACGUUGGUGGUUCCACUCGUAUGCCGGCGUUUUACUGCGGGAUGUUUGGACAUCAUCCCACUGCUGGAACUACUAAAACUAAAGGUUGUUUCUAUAGGGAUGGGAAAGAGGAGAGUAUGCUUAGUCUCGGUUUCAUAUCCAGACACGUAGAAGAUUUAGGUCCAUUAACAGGUAUUAUAGCAGGCGACAAUGCGAGUCUCCUGAAACUUGACAGGCAAAUUGAUAUGAAGGACAUCAAAUUCUAUUAUAUGGAAAGCACUAACGACCCACGCGUCAGUCCUUUACGGCAAGAGAUGAAAGACGCCAUGCAAAGGGUGAUACAUAAGAUCAGUGAACAGUUUAACGUAACGCCUCAGCCAUACCACCACAAGGGCUUGGACCAUAUAUACCAGUUGUGGAGUUACUGGAUGUCGAAGGAGCCAGGCGGCGUUUAUUCGAAACUGAUCAAUGAUAACAAAUCUGACACAAAUGGCUUUGUAGAAUUAUUGAAAAAGAUGAUGUGUCUAAGCAACCACUGCUUGUUUACUAUAUUGAGAGUAUUAGAGUUACAAAUCUUUGGAACUCCUCAAAAGGAAUGGGCUGAAGAUGUCUCAAAAGCUUUAAAAGAAGAUUUAUUCUCGAAACUAGGUGAUAACGGUGUGUUGCUCAUCCCGAGUGCGCCUCACGCCGCUCCUUACCACUACUCGUGCUUGCUGCGGCCGUACAACACCGCGUACUGGAUGCUUGUCAAUGUACUUAAGAGUCCAGCUACUCAGGUACCACUCGGAAAAAACGACCAAAAUCUACCAAUAGGCAUUCAAGUAGCAGCAGCGCCGUACAACGACUCGCUUUGUUUGGCCGUCGCUAAAUACCUCGAAGGAGAGUUUGGGGGUGCCAUACCGGCUUGUAAUGUUCAAAAA